CCUUGGCUGCCAGCCUCCUGCCCCACUUUAGAAUCGGGGCCACCCGCGCCGUGGGGCUGGAUGGCCUCGGGCGGCUGCGACAGGCGGCACCGGCGGCAGGUGCCGGACCGCGCCGUACCGCAUCCGCAGGCACCCUCCCGGCCUCCGCGAGCCUUGGCCCCGCGAGCCGCUGUGCCCGGUCCUCUGCAGGCACCCCCGUGUGUGUGGUGAGCGUGGCAGCCUGCACGUCGCUCUCUGUGGGGUGACUGCUCUGCCCUCUGCGGCACAGCCAGAUCCGAGGCACACCCCACAGCCUGGGCUUUCUCGGUCGUUGCUGCCCAGAGAGUUUAUGGGAGCAGCAGAGGUCAUGCUGGCAGCCCUGGCGGGCAGGGGUUGCUCUCACAGUUUGGAGUGAGACGGUGCUAUUCUGCCCUGGGGAGAGAUGAUCACUGGUGCCUGCAUGGUAGCCAGUGGGUUCCCUGGCAGUUGCAAUUUGUGCAGGAGUACGAUGUGCAAAUAAGGUCUCCCGAUUUCCCUGUGGGUUCGGGUUAUUCCAGUUAUGAGUCAGAGCUUCUGCAAGUGUGCCAGUGAUGUUCAGGGAGCUAAUCCCAGGGAAGAGGUGAAAAAUAACCCUGAAAAGUAUUCGCUUAAUGUGAACAGUAUAUACCUAGGCAAUUCCCAGGGAAGUGUACAAACCUGGUGUUAGUAGCAGAGCAGGUAACUUCUGUGUUCCUGUUCCUUCGCUCCUCGGUGGGAUGAAUCCCCAAGAAGAAGAGAGAGACUGACUCCCUGUGUCCUAGCCCUUCUGCAUAUCUCCGCUCUCACCAUCCUUAUGCUCUUUGGGAUUUAAGGAAAGUAAAUGUGUGCUAACACCUGCUUCAGCUCUCCUUGAAAAUCAUCACUAGGAAGUACUUGGCACAAGAGAAGUGUUCAUUUGUGUGUGGCACAUUAGUCUGAUAACUAGAGCUUUUCCCUUUGAUGAGAGUGAACUCUCUGUUGAAGUCAAUGGCGUUGUCUUGUGGGAGCAGAGGUUGAAUGGAUGCUUCUACAGCACUUGCUUUGUGUGUUCUCUGCCAGCGGUGGUGAUGUCAGGACUGACUGUGCCACACAAUGUGCUGCUGAAAUGGACUGGGUUCUGGAGGAAGCUGGAGAUGCUGAGGACUGUCCCUAGGGAAUCUUCCUUGAGUGAAGAGACACUCUGCCCAUUGGGUUUUUUAUUGUUAUUGUUGGUUUUAUUGACUGCGGCAAUGGGGUUUGAAAAGAGAGGACAGAGGAAACAGAAGCCAGUCCCCCUUUAAUUCUGUGACCUGCAAAGCAAUGCACGUGGGAGAUCUCAUAGAAUCAUUUAGUUUGGAAAAGGCCUUUAAGGUCAUCCAGUCCAAGUGAUGAUCCUUCUCCCUCUAUGCAUUGGAGUUCAUCCAUAAAAUGUGUUUUCCUGGAAGCUAGUUUGCAUCCUUGAAAUACCAGUCCAAGCUCUUCUUUAGCACAGAUUUUUUGUUAUGCAGCUGCUUCCCAGACAUUCAACUUGGACUGUGAGUGCUGGAUGAGCUGCCCUUUCCGUGGAGGUGCUGCUGUGAGUGAUAGUUGCCAGAGGGUCUGGCUUCGGUUAUAUGGGGACAAGUUGGGGAUUUUGAUCUGACCAAGCAUGGCAGCAAAUGCUGCUGUUCUGAGGUGUGCUAGCAUCUUAGGUGGGUGGGAUGAAUGCAGUCUAGAGCACAUCCUGCUUGUAGUGAAAUAGAUGAGACCUGGGAAUGCAAGGUUUUUGCAGAUGGCACUGAACACUGCAGCAUCUGAGGCCCUGUGCAGAUAUGUAGGAGCUUACUAUCUGUGCUGACAGCCUGCACCUCCAGGAACGGAGGACUAAAAGCUUUGAGAGUGAACUGUGCUUUCAUUCUCUUCCAAGAACCUCAUGGAGCCAGGAGAGUGCCCUGCUGCAUGCAGGUAGCGGCUUUGCUGCUGGGAGCAGGGCAGCUACAGCAAGAUGCCCCAACACUGCUGGGGAUAGCCAUGGGGCCACUGGCAGGUGGCUUAUGCUGCUGAGGGAUUUUGUCUCUGCAGAGCUUCCUGAGAGCUGGGCUGAUAUGCAGGAGCCACUGCUUGAGGGGAUGUGCUUCACGCUCAAGUAUCUCGGCAUGACACUGGUAGAAAAACCCAAAGGAGAAGACAUGGCUGCUGCUGCCAUCCGCCGGAUCGUGGCCACGGCACGGGUGGGAGCUCGCAAGUUCCAGAAGGUGAUUCUGACAGUGUCUCCGAGGGGCAUCUCACUGCAGGAUGCAGACACCAAGGAGAUGGUUGAGAACAUCUCCAUCUACAGGAUCUCCUACUGCACAACAGACAAGCUGCAGAACAAAGUAUUUGCUUACGUUGCCCAGAGCCAGGAGAGUGGGGCACUGGAGUGCCAUGCCUUCCUCUCGCCCAAGAAGAAGAUUGCCCAGGCUGUGACUCUGACCGUGGCUCAGGCUUUCCAGAUGGCACUGGAUCUCUGGGAAGCAGCACAUGCAGGCUCUAGGCAGGAACAGCCCCUUCACCCUUCAUGUGUCCUGGAGAGCAGUGAGCCCGGCAGACCAAGUGAGCCAGCCCCCCCGGGGAGCCCUCCCUUCAGACACCAGUUUGGGGAGGAGGAAGAGGAGGAGGAAGGUGAUAACGUUGGUGACACCCUACCUGGAGUCAGCACCUCUCGUGCCCAGAGCAAGCUCUCCUACUACGCAGUUACUGUGCUACCGCCUGGGGCAACCCCCAGACGGCUGGAAGGGGCUGGCAGGAGCUGGAGCCCUCCCCAUGCUUGGCCCCACAACUGCUGGCCCCCAGCCUCCCCUGGGCUAAGCCACAUCCCUGCAGCAACAGACCAGCCACUCAGGACUCACCCUGUGCCUGCGCUGCCCUGGCACUGCCCGCUCGGCGCGGGGGCUGCUGGCACCGCUGCCCUCAGCACAGCCACCGCGGCGCCUGCUCCCUCUCCUGCGCUCUGCCUGCAUGAACCGCUCAAGCCGAGCUGCUCCCUGCUCCUGGUGUGGGCGGCUGGACCCCUGCUCCCUGUGCGGGCAGAGCCACCUGCCUGGCUCCUGGCCUGCAGGGCGCCUGGGACUGCACCGUCUGACCUGCUUCGCUUGUUCCUCCCCCAUCCCUCUUCCUGGGGACCAGCUGAGGCUGAGCAGCUCCUGGAGAUGGAGGACUUGCUUGGCCUGUGUCCCCCUCAGGGAGCUCCUGGCCUGAAGGAGUGAGUGAGGAAGGCCUUGCCCCACAAUUCACCCCCCCCACCCUCUCAUGAGUGAAAUGAGCUGGUUUUUAAAGAAAAGCUCUGCCUUUAUAGGGAAAUAAACGUAAGUUUUUUACUGUUGUCA
Calidris pugnax (ruff) is the source of this 3320-nucleotide messenger RNA. RefSeq names its product low density lipoprotein receptor adapter protein 1-like. The record is from RefSeq and is a predicted model, not a curated record. The coding region runs from base 2010 to 3200 and encodes 396 amino acids. Lineage: Eukaryota; Metazoa; Chordata; Aves; Charadriiformes; Scolopacidae. The transcript is spliced from 7 exons.